Molecule: messenger RNA, 4431 nt
Organism: Aphis gossypii (cotton aphid)
Lineage: Eukaryota; Metazoa; Arthropoda; Insecta; Hemiptera; Aphididae
Exons: 5
Coding region: 671-1735 (354 amino acids)
Source: RefSeq, a predicted model, not a curated record
CCGUCGAGUCGACCGACCGAGCACGUAUAUCUGUUAUCACAAGUCUAUUGACUGUUAACAAAAUCUCGUUUACGACACCCACGCAGCGCGCACCCUCCCCGCCACCCAAGACCCGACCAAUGAUUUUGCCGUCGACCCGUAGCACCACCGCCACACGAGUCGUUGCGUCCGAUCCUUUCUCCACUACGCCUCCCCUACAUCACAAUCAACAGGCUAUUUUUAUCCCCCGUAACACAUGCUCGCUAUGAACAUACAUAUAUAAUACAAUAACAAUAUCAUUAUCAACACUAUUUUUAUUAUUAUUACUAUUAUUAUUAUUAUCGCCGCCGCCGAAAUUUCCGUCUUCGCCGCAGCACCAGCACUGAGCACUUUGAACAGUCCGCGACGAGACGAUGCCCUUCCUCCUCUACAACUGCAGUAGUACUGGCAGCAGCAACAACAGCAGCAACGGCAUCGUCGUCGUCAGCACCAGCAUCUUCUUCAUCAGUCCCCCGACUCUACGACCCUAGUUAUAAUUUCGUUCGCGCUGACGAAAAUAGUUUUUCGGGACCGACGAGAAGAGGAGACGAUCCCCGCACGCCUACAGUCGCCCCCACACUACCCGUCGAGAAAUCUGACGAGCACGCGACUGACAACUGACCUACACACGCCGCGAGCGGAAGCAUUAACGAUGCCUCCGGAUAUAAGCGAUCGUACGCGCGUGAGCGUCGACAAAUUAUUGUACAGUCGUGUUGUGCCGUCCAUCAUGCCGGGUGUUUGCAGCGAUCCAAACUUUUUCGAGACCACUGUCGAGCCACUGCUUGCGGCCGGCCGUGAGGGCGACCUGUGCGAGUGGCUUAAGAAGAACGGACUAAUAGCCAAGGAACAGAAGUGCCCGAACAACGAAUGCCUGACUACGGAAAAGAUGCAGUGGCAUCGCGCACGCGUUGUCGACAAGUUCAAUUGGGUAUGUCUGGAGUGCAAGAAAAAGGUGCCGGCCAGACACGGAUCCUUCUUCGCAGACUUCAAAUGCGAACUGGGUUAUGCACUGAGAGUCAUCGACAGUUGGUGCAAGAAUAUGCCACUCAGUGACGUCAGUGGAGAAGGUAGAACUAAAGUAAAUGUGGCCAAACGUAUUUACAAUGGAUGCGCUCAAGUGGCUGAGUGGCAGUUGAAAAAAAUAGUCGGCGACUUCAAACUGGGUGGCACGGAUGUUGUAGUCAUUGUAGAUGUGUUUCCUGAUGGCAACAUGAGCUUAGAAGUACCAACUACGUCCCAUAAUAAUAACUUUUCCAAAAGAGUGCUAUGCAUUGCUGACACAGCUCACGUUCCUGUUCGCGUAUGGGCAAGCCUUCUAGAUGGAUCUAAUAAAGAAAAUUCUAAAAUUGUGGAAAUGGUCAAAAAUCAUGUAAUGCUGGGUUCAACUAUUGUAACAAAUGAAAUGUUGUAUCCAUUAUUGCACAAUUUACCUGGAAUAGGUGAAGUCAUAAGCACUGAAGCAUUGAUGAAUUUGGACAUUAACCAUGAUCACAAAUCUUUGAAAAAUCUAGAAACUAUAUGGGCAACCACUGUAGAAGCUUGCAUUCAACUACAAGAUAUGUCUACAACACAUGCUGAACAACAUUUAUAUGAACUACAGUGGAGACAGAUGUAUGGAUUUAUUGCUCUUCCAUCUAUGAUACAACAAAUUGUUGAGUAUACUGCUUACAAUAACCCAAUAUGUCCACCUUUGCCAAGCAUAUGGCCUACAAAUUAAAUCAAUUGAUAAGUACAAAUUUUAGCUUAAUGCUAAACCCACCGUUUAAUAUUAUAUACAAGGUAAUUUUUGUCAAUUAUUGUAUGACACUACGACUAUUAUUAAGUUUGAAAUGGUUAAUUUUAUAAAUUUUGUUUAAAACCAUUUAUUUUUUUUCAAACAUAACAAUUUUCUUAACGAAUUAUAGUAUAAUUUAAUUUUUAAAUGCAAUGAUGAAAGAGAUCCAAUAUUUGUUUUUGUUUUAACAAAAAAUAAUUAAUAUACUAAAGAAAUAUUUAAAAGUUAAAUCAUUUUUGUGUUCUGCGUGCUAGCAUAACUUUUAAUCCAAAGCAAACCUAGUAUAAUUUAUACUUUUUAGAUGAAUAUUACAUUUUGUAAUAUUAAUUGACCUUAAAAAUAUUUUUUUUUUCUACAUUUGUUUCCCUACCCUUGAUUUUUUUGUUCUAAUUAGUUUCUUUGAAAUUAGAAUUAUUACAUAUUGUUAUUUAAAACUUAAUUCAUAUCAUUUUUAACCCAUCAAUACACAAGAGUGAAUACACUUGAGUCAAUACUCUUAACUAAAAUCAAAUAAUCCACUUAUUUAUAAUAUGUUAUGGGAUACAUAUCAAUUGUUUUUUAAAUGUACCUAUUACUAAUCUUGAAAUAUUUUGAAAAAUAAUAAAUAUAUAGACACCUACAUUAAAUUUCUCAACUUAAAGUAAUAAAUUUUAGUAUUACAAUAUAUAAACUUCACAGUUUAAGUAUUCUUCAGAAUUUUCUAACGAAUUGGUAAAAAAUUAUUUUUCAAAUAAUAUGAUUUUAAUGAAUAUUACUAUAUUAGUAAAAAUGAUAUUCUCAAAGACUGGUUUUUUUAACAAAAUGUUUACAUUGUUUUGUUUAAAUAAUUUGGUGCCAUUCUGUAAGUUAAAUAAAUUAAGAAAAUGUAGUGCAUAAGCAAUAUUAAAAGAAUGAAUAAAUAUUUAUGAAUGUUAAAAAGUACAGGGUAAUUCAGCUAUAACCAAAAUAUAGUCUUUUUUUUUACUAUAAAACAUACAACUUAAGCGUACUUGUGAUUUUACACCAAUGAUGUUUUCUCAUAUGGAUUAAGGACUAUUAGUGCCAGGGUUAAAUGUUUGAUAAUGGACAUUAAUUGUAUACUUAUGGUAGAUAGUUACUCCAUUUUUAUUUUUUACAUCACUUAACAUUGUUUAAGUCUGUUAAUCAGAAUUAGGUAAUGUAUGGUUAACUAUUUGUUAAUAGAAAUAACUUAAAAAUAUUGUUUAAGUUUAUAAUUAAAUUUGUUUUUAUGAAUUCGCUAUAUAAGUUCUUCAUGAUGGAUUUUACAGCACAAUUAUGAUUUAAUAUUUUUAUAUAAUAUAUAUAUAAUCAAAUCAAAUGUAGUUACAUAAAUUAUAUUGUGUUAAAUGCAAUAUUACAAAACCAGUGAAUUAUUAUGUAUAAAUGUUGAUUGAUUUGUGGUUUCUGUUCUACCAUGUGAUACAUUUUUAUUUUUAUUGUCUAUUGAUAAAUGUUAUUUUUUUUUCAAAUUGUUUUUAUUUAAUAGAUAAUGAAAAAGUUAGCUUUAACAAUUGUUUACAUUUAUUUUAUCAAUUAAAUGUGUUUCAUACUUUUUAAUUUGAAUAUAGUUGGUAAUGUUAUUUUACAACUUAUUUAUUAUUUAUCAAAAAAUUAAACAUCCUAUUAACAUAUUUGAAAUUAUUGUAUGUUGCCAGAUUGUUUGAAUUUAUCAAAUAAUUUCUAUUAUAACUGUCUUAAAAAUAUGUUACUUAAUGAAAUUGCUAUUUUGUAAUAACGACUGUAAUAGAACUUGUCAAGUGCCUUUUUACUAUUACUUUUAUAUGUAUAGCUCAAAUCAUUCAAAUUUUCUAACUAUUGUACAUUUAAAAUGUAAUUAAAUAGUAUGCUAUCCAUAUUACUGCUCAAUAAUAUGAAAUUGUUUUAAAAUUUUAAAAUUAAAUAAUAUUCUGCUCCUGGUUAUCCUUAGACAUUUUGUUUAGUAAAUUUAUUGUUUGUAUGUAUCACAUCCUUUUAAGUUUUAAUCUAUUCCUGUUACUAAUAUUUAAAUCUUAAUUGUUUUCUAAAGUGAAUUAUUAUUACAUUGAUAUUGUUUGCCUUUUUUUCAAUGUAAGAAUUAUACCAAAUGCUUUUAUUUUUAUCAUUUUGUAUUGUCUCAUAAUGUUGAAAUAUUAUAUUUUAAAUAUUUUACUUAUAUUUUUAUUCUAAUUUUCAAUGUACAAUAAAAAAAAUUUCAAAAUUAUUAUUUUUUCAAAUACUUCGCUUAAGCAAAACAUGUUUUUAUUACGUUGUAGAUUGUUCCUAGUAAUUUCAAUUUGAAAUGUUGAUAUUCAUUUUAUAAAUUACUUCCAAUUUUUUUUUUUUCAUUAUGUUUCGUUAAUAAAAAUAUGUUAUGUCUACAAUAUUAUUAUUAUAAUUAUUAUUUUUUUUUUUUUUAUAAAAAUAUCAAUGUUAGAAAUUUUUUGAGACUUAAUUAUGUUAGUUUUUUUUUUUAAAAUAAUUUUAAUUAUUUUGUGCCGUGUUAAUUAAAUUGAUUAAUACAUAUUGUUUAAAAUUACUCACUGUCUUCCUCUAGCAAUUGGCUUGUAUAAAAUAUAUUUUUAUUAUAAUAAAUGAUUUACAGUUAAUAUUUUAAUGUUUGACUGUUAAAUAUAUUACAAUAAACUGUUUUGAAAUAUUAA